Messenger RNA from Ascochyta rabiei, 630 nucleotides. RefSeq lists its product as uncharacterized. The record is from RefSeq and is a predicted model, not a curated record. The coding region runs from base 1 to 630 and encodes 209 amino acids. The transcript has 3 exons. NCBI's taxonomy places the organism in Eukaryota, Fungi, Ascomycota, Dothideomycetes, Pleosporales, Didymellaceae.
AUGAACGAUGUCGCGUCUGGCGACCGUCACUACCAGUUUGGCUGUGAAUUACUUGAAGAGGGAGGAACGGGUUACGCCACACGCGUUGCGACAUCGGAUGCAGCUACAAACGGGUUGCUUGACAGAAGCAGUCAAGACUUUCAUCCAAUUGACAUGGUUGAAGAACGCGACAGUGCUGCGCAUAUUCAGCCUAUUAAUAAGGCCUCUGACCAUCAGGAGAACAAUCACGACCUGACUGCCGGCAACGAAGGAGACCAUGUCAGCCAGCGCGGUGAUCUUGACGCAGCUAUGAAGCACGCUUUCCCUGCAGGGGAUAUAGAAAGUUCUUGUUAUAGCGGAUUACUGGCGGAGGACCGGACGUUCUUUGGUACCAUUGGCGUGAAAAACAGACCAUCCACAACAAGUGAGAGGUCGCGUCAUUCUUUAGUUAUUGGUGCAACAAUAGUCACCCCAGCAGCAGCGACGGACGUUACUUUGGAGACAGAGCCAGAAGACGCCUAUCCAGCCAAGCGGCAAAGGCUGUCUGAGCGACAGCCACAGAGCCCUAUGCUUGAGCCUGUUUCUAAGCUUAAAUCAACGUCUUUACUAACUCUUAGCGGCCAAGCUUCCUGUUCUAUUCCUAGCCCUUGA